Meleagris gallopavo (turkey) is the source of this 1695-nucleotide messenger RNA. The record is from RefSeq and is a predicted model, not a curated record. NCBI's taxonomy places the organism in Eukaryota, Metazoa, Chordata, Aves, Galliformes, Phasianidae.
UUUCAAGAACUGUUAAUUUACGGUCGUCCUAUAUACGUCACUCUGAUAGCCAGAAGAUCAAGCAAAUUUGCUGGCACACGUUUUCUGAAACGAGGAUCCAACUGUGAGGGAGAUGUUGCUAAUGAAGUAGAAACUGAACAAAUACUUUAUGAUGCUUCAGUCAUGUCAUUUUCUGCGGGGAGUUAUUCUUCCUAUGUUCAGGUUCGAGGUUCUGUCCCUCUGUACUGGUCUCAAGAUAUCUCAACUAUGAUGCCAAAGCCACCCAUAACAUUGGACCAAGCAGAUCCUUUUGCACAUGUUGCUGCUCUUCACUUUGACCAAAUGCUACAGAGAUUUGGCUCUCCCAUUAUUAUUUUGAAUCUUGUAAAGGAACGUGAAAAAAGAAAGCAUGAAAGGAUUCUUAGCGAAGAACUUGUUGCUGCUGUGACGUAUCUGAACCAAUUUUUGCCCCCAGAGCAUGCAAUUAUAUAUAUUCCUUGGGAUAUGGCCAAAUACACAAAAAGCAAACUUUGCAAUGUCCUCGAUAGAUUGAAUGUGAUUGCAGAAAGUGUAGUGAAGAAAACUGGGUUUUUUGUAAAUCGACCUGAUUCCUACUGCAAUGUCUUGCGGCCAGAUGAAAAAUGGAAUGAACUGGGAGGCUGUGUUAUUUCCACUGGUCGCUUGCAGACUGGAGUUCUCCGAACCAACUGUGUGGACUGUUUAGAUCGUACUAACACAGCCCAGUUUAUGGUAGGAAAAUGUGCUUUGGCAUACCAACUCUAUUCGCUGGGACUGAUCGAUAAGCCCAAUUUACAGUUUGAUACAGAUGCUGUUCGAUUAUUUGAAGAAUUAUAUGAAGAUCAUGGAGAUACACUUUCUCUGCAGUAUGGAGGUUCUCAGCUUGUCCACAGGGUAAAAACCUAUAGGAAGAUAGCUCCAUGGACUCAGCAUUCCAAAGACAUUAUGCAAACGCUCUCAAGAUAUUACAGUAAUGCUUUUUCAGAUGCAGACAGGCAAGAAUCUAUCAAUCUGUUCCUCGGAGUAUUCAAGCCUAUGGAAGGAAAGCCUCAUCUCUGGGAACUUCCUACUGAUUUCUAUUUGCAUCACAAGAACACCCUCAGUCUGUCACAGACCAGGCGAAGCUAUACUUACUGGUGGACGACAGGUGUGCUAAAGCAUUUACCUCUUCCUUUUGAUGAAGUGACAUGUGCUGAAAACAGACGCAAAUUAACAGUGAAGAAAUUCCACAAGUAUGAAGAGGAAAUUGAUAUCCAUAAUGAGUUUUUUCGGCCAUAUGAGUUGAGCAGCUUUGAUGAGACCUUCUGCUUAGCAAUGACCAAUUCUACACGGGAUUUUAUGCCUAAGAAUAUGGGGAUUGAUCCAAGUCCAUUUACUGUUCGUAAACCUGAUGAAACUGGAAAAUCAGUGCUGGGGAACAAAAGUAAUCGAGAAGAAACUGUGCUGCAGCGCAAAACUGCUGCUAGUGCUCCUCCACCUCCAAGUGAGGAGGCAGUGUCAAGUAGUUCUGAAGAUGAUUCUGGGACAGACAAAGAAGAAGAAGGUGCUGUUUCUCAACGUUCUACCCCGGUAAAGGUGACUGAUGCAGGAGAUAACACCAAGAUCACUGAGAAUGUAGUUCAGUCUACUAAAGACGUAUAUGGAGUUAACCUUUCGGAUGUUCCUUCUGAAGAUGAUAUCACAAUAUAUGCUAGGUGA